Messenger RNA from Sclerotinia sclerotiorum 1980 UF-70, 741 nucleotides. RefSeq lists its product as hypothetical. Lineage: Eukaryota; Fungi; Ascomycota; Leotiomycetes; Helotiales; Sclerotiniaceae. Bases 1 to 741 code for a protein of 246 amino acids. The record is from RefSeq and is a predicted model, not a curated record. The transcript has 2 exons. Gene Ontology annotation, molecular function: hydrolase activity.
AUGGCUCCUAUAACCACCCUCCUCUUCGAUUGUGACAACACUCUCGUACUCUCGGAAUCCCUCGCCUUCGAGGCUUGUGCCGAUCUCGCCAAUGAAAUCCUCUCCGCUCGCGGUAUCAAUGACCGCUACACAGGUCCACAACUCUUACACGAAUUCGUCGGACAGAAUUUCCGCGGUAUGAUUGGAAGUCUCAAGAAAAAAUAUAAUUACGAAAUGGAUGAUGCCGAAUUAGAAAGCUACGUGAGUAAAGAAGAAGAUAAAGUGAUUGGAAAACUCAAGGCUGCUCUUAAACCCUGCGAGGGUGUCGAUGAAGAAUUGAUCCGUCUUGAGAAAGAAGGAACAUAUAAAAUGGCUGUUGUAUCUUCCAGUGCUUUACGUAGAGUUAAAGCUUCGGUAGAGAAAGUUGAUCAGGCGAAAUAUUUUGGUGGGGAGAUUUAUAGCGCUGCGAGUAGUUUGCCCAAACCAACGAGUAAACCUGAUCCGGCGGUUUAUAUUUUUGCAAUGGAGAAAUUGGGUGUCAAGCCAAAGGAAUGUGUGGCGAUUGAGGAUAGUAAGAGUGGUGCUACGGCAGCGGUUCGAGCGGGCAUUUUCACGGUGGGUUAUGUGGGGAGUUAUGAGUUGGAUGAGAGGGAGAGGAUGGAGGGCGUUUUGUUGGAGGCCGGUUGUAAGGUUAUUAUGAAGGAGUGGAAAGAGUUUAAGGGCAUCUUAGAGAAGGUUCAAAAUGGGGGGUUAGAGAAUUAG